Messenger RNA from Meloidogyne enterolobii, 255 nucleotides. The record is from the annotation of a GenBank genome assembly. NCBI's taxonomy places the organism in Eukaryota, Metazoa, Nematoda, Chromadorea, Rhabditida, Meloidogynidae.
AUGCAGUACAUAAAAGCCAUUGAAGGCGAAAUGCUAAAACCAACACGUGGAUUAUUGGUGCGUAAUUGGACUGAAGAUGUCGUUAAUUUGGUUCAAUAUCCGCGAACUCAUUCUGUUGUUAAUGCAUCUCCGUUUUGUGUAAAGUUGGAAACUUGGUUGCGUAUCACUGGAAUAAAGCACAAGGUAGAGCUGAAUUUAAAUAGGAGCUUAGCAAAACAUGCGGAGGUACUUUUCUGUUCUGCCACACCCCCCUAA